AUGAAAACCUAUCUACUAAUCAUCUUCACAGCUUCUUCCAUAUUUCUCACUUCAGAAGCUGAAGAGUUCGACCUCCCUUUGGUUCUCGACGCUACGGGAGUUUCUGCAUGUAUUCAGGUUUGCUUGUCGGAUCUCUUUUACAGCGCCGUCGAGCUCGUUCACCUACAAGAUCCUGUCCAAAGGUUCAGCAAUGUGUGUAGAAAGUAUGAUGAGGCAUCCAUAUGUGUAGCUAAGGAAAAGUUCUGUCUGCAAUCAACAAUCUUUGAGAUAGCGCUAAGUGGCAUUGACGAGGUGUGCAACGAAAGGGGAGAAGAUAUCAUGCAGUAUAAAGACUGUUUGGAAACCCAGUCGGAAAUAGUGUUGAAGAAUUGUGACCGAGAGUGUUACUUCACCGAUGUCCUUGUCACGCUGUCAGGUAAAGGAAAUGCUAAAGAGCUGCAGCGGCUGCAGAACAAGACAAAAGACUUGCAAAAGGAAUUGGCUUCUCUUUGUGUCACCUUUGGCUGCAUGUCUUCUUGCAUGGCAAGAGAUUUUAAUAUCAAUUGUUCUCCAGUAGGAACUAUGAUUGUGAAAGCAUUGCUAAAGCCUUUCUUCACAUUUUCCUCAAUUUUCGAUGAGAUUGGACCUCGUGCGAAGUUGUCUGUGUAUCGACAAGUUCCACCACAAUGCUACUACCUUGUAGAUUUUCAAGAAGUUGAAGGAAUUACUUUUGGAAAACCUCCAACUAAGAAAAUGUCCAAGAGUCCCGAAGAAGCUGUACUAAAUGAGAUUACCAGAAAGGAAGAAAUGAAGAAGAAGAAAAAGGCUGAGUUGGAGAAGCAAUUCAUGAUGGAUGUUCAGAAAGGUUCAUUACACCUGGUUGAAAAAAAUAAGCAUCGCUAA
This is a messenger RNA of Strongylus vulgaris, 882 nucleotides long. Lineage: Eukaryota; Metazoa; Nematoda; Chromadorea; Rhabditida; Strongylidae. The record is from the annotation of a GenBank genome assembly.